AUGAGGGACAGUAUAGAAAUACCUGAAGAAAUUGAGUUCACAGAAUCUUUUAGAAAGGGAAAUGACUUAAAUGAAGGACCCCCUAUCGAUGAUGAUAUUGAUGAAGAUUUACCGAUUACUGAAUCACAAGAAUGGAAAAAGAGAAGAGAUAAACAUAAUCCUUCCCUUAGUAAAGUUGUUGAUGAGACUAUUAUUGAAGAAAAUGAGCAAGCCAUUCCUGAUGUUGAGGAGUUUAAAAACUUGAAAAAGCUAAUCAUGGGCCCCGAAGUUCCAACUACCUCAAGUUCAGUCAAGAAAAAUAAGUUUUCAAUCUCUUCAAAGUCUAGUAAAGCUUCAGUUAGCAAGUAUUCUGCUCCAACAGGCAAGAACUCACCCCCAAUUUCCCAAAAAUCAAACCAAAAACUUCGCAAAAAUUCUAAAAUCUCAAAUCCCACCAAUAAACCCAAAAAUGCCAGCCAAAAGCCACUUGGCUUGACUCCUUCAGGGUCUUCUUCAAAGCACAAAACCAACAAAUCUUUCUCAUAUUCGAACUAUCCAAAAACCCAGGACAUCAAGGCAUUGAAGAGACCAAUCCAAAAGACAGAAUUUAAAUCGCCUAAAAAGGACGAAGUUACAGUCAAAAUCCUUCAGAAAUUAUACAGGAUCCAUAGCCGGUUUCGACUAGUCAUUGAUGAGACCAUCGAUGUAAGCAGGCCUAUCUAUGACACAGAUGAUAGCAAAGGCAAGCAGAUCUUUGAUUUUGGUGAGAAACCAGAGCUCGAAGAAUAUGAAGCAAGAGUCGAGAAAUUUAUGCAACUCAACAGCGAAACGUAUAAGGAAAAACAACAGUUAAUAAAAGCAUGAUUUCAGAUAGAUGAAAGCCAUGAAGAAGAGGAUAAGGGAGAGGAUGAAGAACAAAGCGCUGGCAUCAUGCAUGUCUCUCUUCUUAAUUUAAAAUAAGCAUCACAGCUUGUUUUUGAACUUAAGCACAGAUAUGUGUAAUGAAAUGAUCUUACAAAUGCCAUUACUAGUCCUGAAAGACUCUGAAUUGUUAUAUAAAGAAGGAGAACCAAUCAAUGCAGCUUAUAUAGUGGUCAUGGGGAAAGUAAUCAUGCACUCGAAAAAGCUUGGAGCAAUAGGUCUUGUCAAGGUCGGAGACGUUAUUGGAGAAGAAUGAUUAGUCCAUAACUCAAAAAUCAAGACUAGAUUAGAAAAUGCUUACUCUUCAGGAGAAACAUAUGUUUUAGAGUGAAUUCCAGAUUUCUGGGAUAAAUUAAAGAAUAUUUUACUCAAUCUUAACCAGAGAAGUGACUUUGCCAAGCUAGCAAGGGUCGUCGAGCUAUGAUUCGUCAAGAAGAAAUCAUGGAGACAGUACAGGAAGAAGAAAAUGAAAGAACUAUAACUAUCAAUAACCCUUACAUUA
Molecule: messenger RNA, 1402 nt
Organism: Moneuplotes crassus
Lineage: Eukaryota; Ciliophora; Spirotrichea; Euplotida; Euplotidae
Source: the annotation of a GenBank genome assembly